Drosophila albomicans is the source of this 5343-nucleotide messenger RNA. RefSeq lists its product as uncharacterized. Bases 1 to 5343 code for a protein of 1780 amino acids. The record is from RefSeq and is a predicted model, not a curated record. Lineage: Eukaryota; Metazoa; Arthropoda; Insecta; Diptera; Drosophilidae. The transcript is spliced from 2 exons. Gene Ontology annotation, molecular function: nucleic acid binding. Gene Ontology annotation, biological process: DNA integration.
AUGUCAACGGGCAAACCCGAUAAGACCAAAGCUAGAUUGUCCGUGCCCUCUACUAGCGCCGCUAGAGUUUCGCCUAACCCCCCUGUGCCUAGAUCCAAGAAGGACUCGGCCCUUCGUGCAUCCAGCACAUCACCGAUCCCUGCACGGUCAGCUAGUGUUUCGCCCACUUCCGGUACCAAGCCUCUGAUCCUCGUGACCAAACCUCCGUCGGUUCCUUCGACCAAGGCUGCUUCCGUCCCAGUUCCUCGGCUGCCAAUUGUUACGCGUUCUCACAGCAAAAUGGCACACAAUGUGGUAGACUCGGCAUUGAAUAAGUUCAUCGCCGCGACUGACCGUGUCAGUCACUUUGCGUCGCGACUUAACAAUGCUUCUACUGACAGCGCGUCCCUGUACACGUGCCAGGUCCGGAGGGACCAGAUGCGUGCCUUGUGGGACAAGGUCGAGAAGGAGUACGAGGAUGAAAUGACUACAGACGAGUUGCCUACCAUUCAGGCAAAAUAUGAUUACUGCUAUAUUCUCUAUGAACAGUGGUCCGCUCAGCUAAGUGAGCAAAUAGCUGAUGCCUCCCAGGCCAUCACUCCACGUACACCCGUACAACCCCAAGCCGUGCCGUUCGUGUCCACAGGGUGUCGCCUACCUCCGUGCGACACCGAAGUUUUCGGAGGCGAUUACACUCGCUGGCCCACCUUCCGAGACUUAUUCACGGCUAUUUACAUCCGAAAUCCUAGACUGUCGGAAGUUGAGAAACUUUUCCAUCUCAACUCCAAGACCAGCGGUGAAGCCCAUGCCAUUGUGUCAAAGUCUCCUUUGACCAAUGAAGGGUUUCAGUCGGCGUGGUCCAGCUUGACUGAGCGUUUCGAGAACAAACGGUUGCUCGUGAACAGUCAGCUGCGUAUCCUUUUCAAUUUGCCCGCCAUUGGGCAAGAGUCGGGUGCAGCCAUUCAAGGGUUGCAGAGCACCAUCCAAGGGUGCUUGACGGCCUUAGAGCACUCAAAGAUCAACACGGAGAAUUGGGAUUGCAUCCUGGUUUUCCUGUGUUCUUCGAGGCUCCCCAAAUUGACCCUUUCUCUUUGGGAACAGUCCAUACAGAAUAAGAGCGACAUUCCAACGUGGGCUGACAUGAACGCUUUCCUUCUAGAGCGGUAUCGCACCCUAGAAGCGAUAGCGGAAGUGUCAGCCAGCACGAGCGCUCCGACGGUUCCACGGGCCUCACGCAAGGAGGCCCCCGUCGCCAAGCAGGUAAACUCCUUUGAGAGUCGGGUAGCUUCAAAAACCCAGUCCUGCAAGUUGUGUUCCCGGGAGAAUCACCCGAUUCGUUUGUGCCCUCGUUUCCUCCAGAUGGGUAUCAAUGAUAGGGUCAAUUAUAUAAAGCAACAGAAGCUGUGUCUAAAUUGUUUCGCACGAGGCCAUAUCCUGGCCGAGUGCACAAGUGCGCACAGCUGCUUUACUUGCAAGGGUCGUCAUCAUACACUCUUGCAUCGAGUGAGCCCGGCGCCGACAGUCACAACCCCCAUUCCAUCUCCAAUACAGUCCACUUCCACCCAGUCAGCUAACGUCCAAUCUUUUGUGGCAGUUAACACACAAGGUGUUCUGCUCAGCACAGCUGUCAUUCACGUAUGCCAUCUCGGCGUCCGUUAUACAGCUCGGGCUCUGAUCGACUCCGGAUCAGAAGCCACCUUCCUCUCAGAGAAGUUGUUCAAGCGCUUGAGGAUGCCGUAUACAUCCGUGCAAGCCCGCGUUUCUGGGCUGACGCAAGCUGUGGCAGCCCAGCCCCGAAAGUUUUGCCAAUUCUUAAUUGGCUCCCCGGUCAGACCCGAUUUGCAGAUCGAGGCGUCGGCGUACGUCCUCCCCCAGUUAGCGGGGAAUCUGCCCUCAUGUUCCGUCCCACAAACACUCCUCGAAAAUCUGCCCAGCAUCCAGCUGGCAGACCCCAAAUUCCAUGAGAGUUCGCAGAUUGAUGUGCUACUAGGCGCUGACAUCCUCCCGUCCAUUCUGCUCGGCGGCUCUCACCCUAACAUUUGUGGGACCCUCCUCGGUCAAGAGACCAUUUUCGGUUGGAUCCUGACUGGCCCUGUGUCGGGAUUCAUUUCGUCCUUUUCGGCUCGACUGUCCGUCGAGCGAACUCCGCCAUUGGAGGAACUCCUCUCCAAAUUUUGGGAGGUGGAGGACCUGCCGGCUAGCCCAGCAAAAGAAUCUGACCUUUUUUGUGAGGCUAACUUCAACGCCACGACCGUGCGAACCUCAACGGGUCGCUACAUGGUCACGCUCCCAUUCCGCGAUCCUGGUCACGUUGACCUGGGUCACUCGAGGGCUACCGCUCUCGCUCAGUUCCUGAGAAACGAGAGCCGUUUAAAGAGAAACGACUCUCUGAAGGAACAAUAUGACUCCGUUAUUCGAGAGUAUCUGGAUUUGGGUCACAUGACUCAAGUCCCCCCAUCCAGUUCCGGCAACUAUUAUUUGCCGCAUCACGCUGUUCUCAAGCCCGACAGCACCACCACAAAGCUUCGCGUUGUAUUCAACGCCUCCAGCCCGACUUCAAACGGGAAGAGUCUGAACGACAUCCUCCACACUGGGCCAAUACUUCAAUCCGACCUGACCAUUCAAAUCCUGAAAUGGAGGUUUUUCAAGUUCGUCUUCAACGCUGACAUCACCAAGAUGUAUCGGCAAAUCCUUGUGGAUCCCAAACACACCCGGUUUCAAAGGUUGCUCUUCCGUACUCCAGACGAGAAGUUAUGCGACUUUGAACUCAACACAGUCACCUUUGGAGUGAACUGUGCUCCGUACCUGGCUAUCCGCGUUCUGCAUCAGCUUGCGAGUGAUGUUCGCGACCGGUACCCCCUUGCUAGUGACAUCAUCGCCAAUUAUAUGUACGUUGAUGACGUCCUAGCAGGAGCUCACACUAAGCAGGCUGCGGUGUCUGCUAUAGAUGAGCUUCGAACAGCGCUCGAGAGUGCUGGGUUCCCUUUGCACUUCCUCGAGAUCGACGAAGCUAGUGUCGCAAAGACGCUAGGCAUUCGUUGGCGGGCCACGUCCGACGAGUUCUUUUUCGUCACCGCCGAGAUGGUGUCCAAACCAUCUUUCAGCAAGAGAGAAGUGCUGUCACAGAUCGCCAAGUUGUUCGAUCCUGCAGGUUGGCUUGCGCCCGUGGUCAUUUGGGCCAAGAUUUUUAUGCAAGAAAUCUGGAAGCAAGAAAUCGGCUGGGACGACUCCUUACCGGCGGAUCUCACAGAGCAGUGGACCAGUUUUCUGCGAAACUAUUCGUCCUUGCAGGACAUCCGCAUCCCUAGAUGGACCAACUACACUCCCGGCGCAAAAAUCCAAUUCCACGGGUUUUGCGACGCCUCUCAAAGCGCGUAUGGAGCCGCUCUUUACGCACGUGUGGAAACAGCUGGACAAGUGUCUGUGAGCCUUCUAGCAGCGAAGACUAGAGUUGCACCUAUCAAGACGGUCUCUCUACCUCGUCUUGAGCUGUGCGGGGCUCUCCUGUUGGCAGAAUUAUCCGCCGCCCUCCUACCACAUUUUCCCACCCCCGACGCUGAGACGUACCUGUGGACAGAUUCCACUAUCGUUCUGGCAUGGUUGGACAAGCAGCCAUGCAAGUGGACCACUUUCGUGGCGAACCGAGUGGCCAAGAUUCACUCGGUGAAUGGCACUUGGCAGCAUGUUCGUUCCGAACACAAUCCAGCCGAUCUGGCAAGCCGCGGUGUCUCGCCGCAAGAGCUACUGGCCAGUCGCCUUUGGUGGCAGGGGCCUGAAUGGCUGACGCACUCACCAGCGCAGUGGCCUUCACCAGUCAUUGGGCUCGAUACUGAAUUGGAGUGUCGAGCGGUGAAGGUCCAUGCAGCGCAAGUCCUAUGUGAGGACUUCCUCGACCGUUUCUCCAGGUUCAAUCGAGUGCUCCGAGUGUUUGCGUAUGUGCGAAGGUUUGCCCAGCGUUGCCGCCAACCCAAGGUCUCGUUUCCAGAGACGCUCAGCUCUCAAGAGCUUGCAGAAGCUCAAGAGAGGCUGAUUGUACAGGCUCAGAAUCGGGUAUACGCGAAAGAGUGUGCUUCCCUCCGGUCCCAUAAUCGUCUAAUCGGGUCAAGCGAUAUCCUAAGCUUGAAUCCGUUCCUUGACAAGCAAGGUGUCCUGCGUUCCUGUGGACGCGUAAGAGCAUCCACCUCCUUAUCCUACGACGAACGGCAUCCAAUAAUUCUCCCGUUCGGCUGCGUGUUUUCACGCCUCCUGGUUUCCUUCACGCAUCAAGUCUCCCUCCAUGGAGGCAACCAAUUGGUGAUGCGGCUGGUCCGAACCAAGUUCUGGAUUCCCAAGCUGAGGAACUUGGUGAAGACAGUAAUUAGUGCAUGCAAGACCUGCGUGAUUCAUCGCCGCAAGCUCCAGUCGCAGCUGAUGGGUGAUCUCCCAACCGCCCGGUCGACUUUUUCGCGACCUUUCACUAACUCCGGAGUAGACUUCGCCGGUCCCUUCGACGUCAAGAGCUACGUCGGACGGGGCUGCAAGAUUACGAAGGGUUACGUAUGUGUCUUCGUGUGCUUCAGCACGAAGGCAAUCCAUCUUGAGGCGACCACGGAUCUGACAGCGGAAAAGUUCUUGGAAGCUUUCUCCCGAUUCGUGGCACGGCGCGGGUGCCCUCUUCACAUGUACUCUGACAACGGGAAAACGUUCGUCGGAGCCUCCUCCAUUCUCUCCAAAGAAUUUGUGGAGAGCACCCGCAACCUGAUUGUCACCACUCACAGCCAUCAAGGUCUUGCAUGGCAUUUCAACCCACCUGGUGCCCCUCACAUGGGUGGUCUCUGGGAAGCAGGCGUCAAGAGUUUCAAGACGCAUUUCUACAAGACGGUUUCCUCCGUAAAACAUACAUUCGAGGAACUUUCCACCCUCCUUUCCAAAAUUGAAGCGUGUCUCAAUUCGCGGCCUUUGUCUCCUAUGUCAGAGGAUGUGAGCGACUUGGCGGCACUUACUCCCGGUCAUUUCCUGAUCGGGGGUCCGCUACUCUCCAUGGCGGAGCCAGAGUCCAGAGAGGAUGUGGAGUCCAUCCGCAACCGCUGGCAACGGCUCAAGGCUCUCCAUCAACAUUUCUGUGUGCGAUGGAAGAACGAAUAUUUGAAGGAAUUGCAUAAGCGGAAUAAGUGGCAGUCACCUUCACGCGAUCUCCAAAUCGGUGACAUGGUGGUCAUCAGAGAGGAGAAUAUACCACCACAAGAAUGGCGCCUCGGGCGUGUGUUGACCGCUUGCCCAGGUGCUGAUGAAAGGGUCCGUGUGGUAGACAUCCAGACGUGUCGUGGUGUUUUCCGCCGACCAGUUGCAAAGCUGGUUCUCCUUCCUACGGGACGCGCGCUCUGA